Messenger RNA from Caenorhabditis angaria, 1061 nucleotides. The record is from the annotation of a GenBank genome assembly. Lineage: Eukaryota; Metazoa; Nematoda; Chromadorea; Rhabditida; Rhabditidae.
AUGGUUUUCUCAACAAUCGAUUAUAUCGCUCAACCGAAAAUCUUUAUUGGCAAAAGAACUUUUAUCAUCGGAACACUCUUAAAGUUCCACUCGAAGUCCUCUAUGAUUUAUAUGGUUAGCAUUCUCUGCGGCUCAUUUGGUAGUACAAUCUCAAUCUUUGUUCUACACUUCAUGUUCCGAUUUUUCGCGCUAGAACGUCGUGGUCGUCUUUACUAUUUCAAGGGCAAAUAUCUGGCUUGGUGGUUCAUUUUUCCAUUUUUCCCCGGAUGUUUUUGGGGCUAUAUCACCUAUCUUUUCCUACAACCAAAUGAUUUAACAAGUUCUAUUGUUCUCGAUAUAAUUUCGCCUUUAAAUCUCGAUGACUACAGUUAUAUCAGCGCUACAUAUUUUCUACCUUCUGGAGAAUUGAAUUUGUCUCAGUUUUUGACUAUGUUUAUUCUGAUGAACCUGAUGGUAAGUAUGCACGGGGUUUUGCUGCGAUACCUUUUUUGUCUCGCGUCUCUUCUGCGCUCACAUGUUAAUUUUACUCUCUCGUGUUCGCUGUGCGGCUGUGCGUCGCGGUCGGGAAGCAAAAGGACACAUUGAUCGUUUCCCGACCGCAACGCACAGCCGCACGCGACUCACGAAGUUCGUUCGAAGUUUACUGGUUUUAUGAGACUUAAAACUUUCAGCUGAUCACAAUUCUGACAGUUGCAUACUUCGCAAUCGGAAGUUAUCGCCUCAUAAACCGCAUCCUGAAAGACGGAGAAAGUGAAUACAGCCGAAAACUACAAAAACAAUUAUUUCUGGCGUUGGUUUGUCAAGCAAUAAUUCCAUCAAUUCUAAUGUACAUUCCCGUUGGAUCCUUAUGUAUUCUCCCAUUUUUCGAUAUCACAAUCCCAAAUCUAUCCACAAUUGUAACUGCAACUUAUGCUCUUUAUCCAGCUUUCGAUCCAUUACCUUUGAUUAUAAUUGUUGACAGUUAUCGAAAUGUUGUGAGAAGAUCUGUUUUCAGAAUCAGGCCGAUGUGUACUGGGAUUCAGGGGCGGAAAGUUCAACCGGUACCAGACAUCAUUUCGUAG